This is a messenger RNA of Micropterus dolomieu (smallmouth bass), 1163 nucleotides long. Its product is annotated as microfibril-associated glycoprotein 4-like. The record is from RefSeq and is a predicted model, not a curated record. The coding region runs from base 62 to 781 and encodes 239 amino acids. The transcript has 6 exons. Lineage: Eukaryota; Metazoa; Chordata; Actinopteri; Centrarchiformes; Centrarchidae. Gene Ontology annotation, biological process: elastic fiber assembly.
AGAGAGUCCAGACACACAGACAUCUGGAUUUUCAUCAACACACUUCAGCAGAAAUCUGACAAUGAAGCUGGUAUCAGUCGUCUUCCUCCUCCUGGCUCCUCUGUUGAGCAGCUGCAAGCCCCUCGUCCUCCCACUGGACUGCAGUGACAUCUAUAACCAUGCUAACCGCCAACCCAGUGGAGUGUACACCAUCUAUCCCAUCGGAGCCACCUCUGCUGUCCAGGUGUACUGUGACAUGGAGUCACUAGGAGGACGGUGGACGGUGUUCCAGAGGAGGAUGGACGGCACCGUGAACUUCUACAGGGGCUGGGAUCAGUACAAGAUGGGCUUUGGUAGCGCUGCUGGAGAGUACUGGCUCGGUCUUGAGACUCUCUUCCACCUGACUCUGAGGAAGAAGUACGAGCUGCUGGUCGACAUGGAGGACUUCAGUGGAAACAAAGCGUUCGCUCGUUACUCCUCGUUCUCCAUCGACCCAGAGUCCUACGGAUACAGACUGCAUGUAUCUGGAUUCAUUAAUGGAGGGGCAGGAGACUCUUUGAGUUAUCACAAUGGACAGAAGUUCACCACCUUCGACAAAGACCAGGACCCCUAUUCCGGCAACUGUGCCAAAUUACGUCUGGGAGCGUUCUGGUACAACAGCUGUCACUAUGCAAACCCCAACGGGGUUUAUCGUUGGGGGGCUGACGGCACUGUCUCUUAUGUUGGAGUGGAGUGGUACCAUUGGAAAACUUGGAACUACUCCCUGAAGACCAUCAGCAUGAAGAUCCGUCCUGUGCAGUAGUUCUCCAGGACCAACGUACAGCAGAAUAUCAGCAGUUGAUCUCUCUCACUUAUCUAGAACAUAAUCUGACAUGAUGUUUAGAUGGAAACAGACACAUAGAGUCUGAUAACAUGUUGAUAACUGCAUUAACUGCCAACACAAUUAAUAGCAAAGCAAAAACACUUCUGCUUUAGAAGAAUAAAAGCAUGUAUUUUCAAAAUAAAAGCUUCUUAAGAAAAGCAAGUCAACAUGUUUAAUGUACGUCAAUAGUUGACAUGAAUAUUUCCAUCUAAAGUAAAAGUCAAACUAACUAGUUUCAACACAACGUUUGGUGGAGGUUUGAAACCCUAAUGUGAAUCAUUAUCUGCUGUACGCUGACAAUAAAUGAGAAGCUGAGCAUGAA